This is a messenger RNA of Homalodisca vitripennis (glassy-winged sharpshooter), 600 nucleotides long. Its product is annotated as chorion class B protein M3A5-like. Lineage: Eukaryota; Metazoa; Arthropoda; Insecta; Hemiptera; Cicadellidae. The coding region runs from base 132 to 509 and encodes 125 amino acids. The transcript has 2 exons. The record is from RefSeq and is a predicted model, not a curated record.
UACGUGUUUCUAAGUUUACAGAGCAUAAAUAUCACGGCAUCGAUGUUGGUAUAUAAGGUGGCGAAAUCAUUUGUCAUUAUCAGUAAUCAUUUCUUCCAUCUAGGACUACACAUCCACCUCUACCAAGAACCAUGAUCGCUCUCACGCUUGGACUCUUGGUAGCCUGCACCUCAGUGCUCGCAGCCCCCUCUCCCUACCCAGGACCCCAACCGGGACCGGCCCCUUACCCGGGUCCCCAGCCGGGUCCGUACCAAGCUAGUACCGUGAGCGGUCCUACCGCCUCUGCCCAGCCACGCGCGUCUCAAGCCGGCCCUAGUGCAGGAGCUGACCCCUCCUUACUCCUCGGAGGAUUUGGAGGAUAUAGAGGACUUGGAUACCCAGGAUUUGGACUUGGAGGAUUUGGGUACCCAUUCUAUGGUGGAUACGAUUGUGGAUACGGAUUUGAUGAUAUCUAUUACGAACCAUUCGGAUAUCCAUUGUACGGAAACUUGGGAUACCCAUUAUACUAGACAUGUAUUUAUUGUAAUGUUGGUCUACUCAAUUGUCUCUAAAUAGAUUUAGGAACUUUUUCACUGAAAUAAAUGUUGCAUUAUUUAUUAA